UAACACAGCACUGCAUAUUGUAGCCCAGACGCAAACUUGUGUCAGAUUGGAAGCAUGAUGUUUUAUGUCAUGUUGAUCUACAUUUUGUUGGAGGUGUUCAUCGCUGUUUGCUGCUGUCUUGGUAAUAUUUUGGUUAUUUUGGCGCUUUGGACCACUAAGUGCAUCAGGCAGCCGACCUUCUGCCUGAUUGUGUCUCUGGCUGUGGCUGACUUAAUGGUCGGAUGUAUGACCAUACCAUUGGCUGUGGUGGUGGCUGUAGGACUGAGGACUUCGUUCUAUGGCUGCCUCUUCCUCAGCUGUGUGGUCAUCCUGUUUACUCUGGUAUCCGUUUUGUGUCUUGUCGCUAUCGCAGUGGAUCGAUUCCUCCGUGUCUACAUCCCGCUCAGGUACAAAAGGACAGUAACACAGAUACAUUCCAGACGUGUGGUAGCAGCAUGCUGGCUUGUUGCUAUACCACUGAGCUUUGCUCCCAUGCUUGGAUGGUACAAACAUCCGACCUCAUCCAACACAACAACCACCUCUGCUAUGACCUGCCAGUUUACAGCUGUUAUCCCCAUGUCCUAUCUGGUUUACUUCAACUUUUUUCUGUGCACCCUGACACCUCUGUUGGUGAUGACUGCACUGUACGGAUACGUCUUCUGUACGAUCAGAGGAAACCUCAGAGAGAGACCAGGCAACGAUACCCAACAACAGUCUCAGAACUACCUGAGGAAAGAGAAAGAGCUGGCACUAUCUCUGUCUCUGGUCCUGGCUCUGUUUGCCCUGUCCUGGCUCCCUCUCCACAUCAUGAACUGCAUUGUUCACUUUGAUAAGAAGACUCAUGUACCAGGCACAGCUUUUUAUGUUGGCAUCCUGCUUUCUCAUGCAAACUCGGCUAUAAACCCAGUUGUGUAUGCGUUCAAAAUACCAAAGAUCAAGAUUGCGUACCUGGCGCUUUGGAGACAGCUAACUGCAUGUGGAAAAGAAAUCCAAGGGUCUCAGACAAGCCAGACAACAGACAAUAAUCUAAGUAGUAACACGAACAGUGAAGCCAAAAAUAAGUGCACACAUCUUGGGUUGGAGAACAAGCAGCGGGUGUAUAAAGUAGACUUUGUUGUUUAACAAUAAAAGCUCCUCUAAUCAAUUCCUGCCAUCAUUUCUGAAAGGAAAAGCCAACAAAUAUUCUGAUUCUCCUGCAAGAGGACUCCAGUGAAAUCAGUGAAUGAGAAAUACAAGCUAAUAGACAAGGUAUGGUGAGUGCAAAGGUUGAUAACUUGAUCAUACUGUAAGUGCUAACAUGAGGGUGCUAAAAUCACUCACUUUAAACAGCUGGAGCACAGUCUUAUUGGACCAUCUGUUAGCACAAUAAGCUUCACAGUAAUCCAUAUGUUCUAUAUCCAAAUAAAAAGCACCAAAACCACAACCGAGCCAUUUGCAUUGUGUUUUUUUUUUUGCCACAGAGGCUGCGCUCGUUCGAUGUCAAAAAGCUACAAUUUAACCUAAAAAGAUGAUAUUCUCUACAUUUCUAUGGUUAACAAAUCUAUGAAUGUGCACUGAAAGAUCUGUAAGGUUCAAGCACGUGUGUGUUUGUGUAUAUAUUUGGGUAAUAAUGUGUGUGUGUUUGUAUUACGAAAAACUUUCUUGGAGAGGAGAAGGGUGACUUCAACUCGUCUCAAAGUUCAGUUUGACGCUGAGUUUCAUAUCACUGUUUUAAUUUUUUUCACUUUCUGAUCAAGUUCCAGUUCUUCAUGUUCAUUUCCACAGAAAACACUAUAUUGGAAAUCCCCCUUGCCAUUAAUCAUAUGUAAAAAAAGGUUAGCCAACAUGACCUGGUAAACUGUCUGCAAUGCAAUUCAAUGAAUGAAACUGUGUAAACCUGAUUGGAAUAAUAAUAAUAAUGCAUUUUAUUUAUAGGCGCCUUUCUCAUCUCUCAUGGUCACCUUACAGACACAGCAGUAAAACCGUUAGUAAAAACAAGAACACAAUCAACUACAUAAAACAUAAAGCAGCAAUAGUAAGACGGGCAUGGUCAGACAGAAUAGGUUAAUCUAAAAAGGUGUGUUUCGAGCUUUGAUUUGAAGGUGGGGAGAGAGAUAAUAGAGUUGUUACUUUUUUUUACUUUGACAUCCAAAAUCUGAUGAAAAUGUUGAUUUCUGUAAUGUUAAACACACAUUUCCAAACCAACUAUUUGUUGAAUUCCAAUGUACAGGUACUCUUGUUUUGAUGAUCAGUUGGUUUUUAAUAUGUUAUAAACACAAUUAACAAAUGGAACAUGAUGUACUUAUUUCAGUGUUUCUACUGCUAUUCAUUUUGUGACAUGUAAUCUCAAAGAGUAAACAGAAAUAGAGACAACA
Messenger RNA from Labrus mixtus (cuckoo wrasse), 2333 nucleotides. Its product is annotated as adenosine receptor A1-like. Bases 55 to 1101 code for a protein of 348 amino acids. Lineage: Eukaryota; Metazoa; Chordata; Actinopteri; Labriformes; Labridae. Gene Ontology annotation, cellular component: dendrite; membrane; synapse. The record is from RefSeq and is a predicted model, not a curated record. Gene Ontology annotation, biological process: G protein-coupled adenosine receptor signaling pathway. Gene Ontology annotation, molecular function: G protein-coupled adenosine receptor activity. The transcript is spliced from 2 exons.